UUUCUUGGUGAAUUGUCCUAGAGGAACCAUGUUUCUUGAGUCUAUUGAUGCAUCUAGUUACUCAAAGGAUGCAAACAAGAUUUCUAACUUGCUUGACAAGUUUGUUGACAAAUUUGGAGAAACUAAUGUGGUCCAAAUUGUCACCGACAGUGCUGCAGCAAAUGUAUUGGCAGGGAAGUUUUUGGAGGCAAAGAGACCCCACUUGUAUUGGACACCUUGUGCAGCGCAUUGCUUGGAUUUAAUGUUGGAAGACAUUUUCAAAUUACCCAAUUUUAAGAAGACAUUUGAAAGGGCAAUUGGGGUACACGGUUAUAUUUGUAAUCGUCCAUCUUUGUUGAAUAUGAUGAGGAGUUUCACUCAAUUGAAGGAGUUAGUGAAGCCUGCUAAAACCCGAUUUGCAACAGCUUUCUUAACUCUGCAAAGACUUUAUCAACAAAGGAACAACUUGGGGAAGAUGUUUACUUCGGAGGAGUGGACCAAAAGCAAAUUGGCAAAGGAGCCGCAGGGUAAGAAGACAGCUCAAAUAAUGCUAAUGCCUUCAUUUUGGAAUCAUGUUCACCUUGCCUUUCAGUUUUCAUGUCCUCUUGUUCAUGUACUAAGAAUGGUUGAUGGUGAAGACAAGCCUCCAAUGGGAUAUAUUUACGAGGCUAUGGAUAGGGCUAAAGAAGCUAUUGCAAAUGCAUUCGAUGGAAAAGAAGAGAAGUAUAUAGAGAUCUUUGAAAUCAUUGAUCAAAGGUGGGACAUUCAAUUGCAUCGCCCUUUGCAUGCUGCUGGGUUUUAUUUAAAUCUUAGUUUGUUUUACAAAGAUUCAAAUGUUGCAAAGGACGAAGAAAUCAUGACAGGCCUGUAUCAAUGUAUAUCAAGGUUGAUCCCAACACUAGAGAUCCAAGAUAAAGUUUGUGCAGAAUUAGCUAAGUAUGAGAAGGCUGAAGGACUUUUUCUGAUUCCUAUGGCAAAUAGACAAAGAAGUAUAAGGGUACCAGGUAAUCAUUUACAAUGUUCUAUUCUAGUAGUCAAUACCUUUUACUUAAAAAUGUUUGCUAAGUGCUAACUAAUUAUCAUGAUCAGCUGAUUGGUGGAUUUCUUUUAGUCAUGAAACUCCUGAUUGGCAAAAAUUUGCCAUCAAAGUACUUAGUCUUACUUGUAGUUCAUUUGGCUGUGAGAGAAAUUGGAGUGUGUUUGAACAUGUGAGUACCCGUUGCCAAAUCUAGUAGUGAAUUCCAAAAACAAAUUCAGUUAUAUACAAAUUUAAAUGCUUUUUUAUUUAUUGUUGCAGCUUCACAGCAAAAAAAAGAAAUAGGCUGGCUCAAAAACGUCUCAAUGAUUUGGUGUUUGUGAAGUAUAAUAGAGCAUUGAAGCGUCGAUACAUGAAACGUGCCAAUAUUGAUCCCAUCUCUUUGAAAGAUAUUGAUGAGAGCAAUGAAUGGUUGAUUGGGAGGAUGGAGAAUGAGCUUGUGUUUGAUGAUGAUUCUUUGGGAUGGGAUGAUGUUGCUGUAGUUGUUGGAGUUGAGGAGAGUAACCAAAGAACUAGAUCAAGCACAACUAGGACAACACACCAACAACUUGUAGAUGAAGAAGAUGAAUGGGAAGAUGAAGAUGAGGCUGAAGAGGAGGAUGCGGAUGGAUACAAAUCCAAUGAUGAUGAUGGAGGAGAUGAAGUUCUUCAUGCUGACGAUGAUGUCUAUUAAGUUUUGAAUACAAUUAUGCAACUAUAGGACUUAUAUAUUUUAAUUUCUUUUUCGAACCACAAAUUAGAAGCUUAGUUGCAUUGAAUUAUGUAGAUGAUGAUUUUAAUACAUAAGGUUUUUGGUGGAUGUAAAUGUCAUACUUUAUACCUUUUGUUGGAUAUUAUACUUUUUAAUAUACUACAUAUAUUUGUUAUGUUAAAAAUUUUGCCUACUUUAUAAUUUUGCAUUGCUUUGAUUAUGUGCGCCUUGCUUUGGUGAGGCACACGCCUCGCUUCGCGCCUCGCGCUUAGGCUACAGGAGACCUUAUCGCCUCGGUGCGCCUGGAGCCUUUUAAAACACUGAUCUUGUGUAACGGGUAUAUCAUGAUGGUCUAUUUACAUGAUAGAAAUAUAUCACCGUGGUGUAUUUGUUACACAAGAUUUUACCUCCAAUAGUGGGAUUGUUGCAUAUACUAGUAUAUUGCCAUUUCAUUGAGAAGUUGCUUCUGUAGGAAUCAUUCAAUAUUGACACUGGGCAGAAACAUUUUUGUCUGGUGUUGGCAUAUAUUAUUGACAAGUCAAAAAUGUCAAAUGGUUUAGUUGUCUUAUUAAUCGACAUGAUAUUAUAUUGUCACAUCAAAUAUUAACAUAGCAAAUAGAAUUAUGUUCGAAUUUAUGUGUGUUGGUCUCCUGCCAAUAUUUGUCCUUAGAUUGUAAAUUGGUGCUCUAGCAAGUUGUCCUGAGAAUCAAGUUCUUGUACAAUUAAGUGAAAGGAAAAUUGAACGGGAAAAAGGAAUGUGUAUAUUGUACUUCUAUUUCAUAUAUUAAUAGAUAUAUCUGUAUUAUGCUUUUCUUAGAAAACAAUAAAUAAAUUAAAGUGAAAGGGAAAAAGAAUAUAUUUGGGCUUUUGUUUUUGUUUCUAAAUGUGGUCGUCUUUAAUUUGGGGUUGGAAUUUGUGUAUUGAAUAGUUCUUGCUAUGUUCUACCGAAGGCUCCUACGAGUUCUGUUUUAUAGUUAUCUUGAUCUCUGUCUUCACCAUGAGGAGGUCAUGGAAAUAUGGAUAGACAACUUCAGAGAAUCUGGUUUCAAGUUGGUGAUCAAAAAAAGAAUUUAGUUUCAAGUUCUGCUAUUACUCUAGCAAAAUGGUUUGCCACUAACAUUCUUUCACAUUGACGAGAUUUUACAAUGGAUUAUGGCUUUUAGUGUUUUAAACAUUUUAUUUAAAGGGAAUUGCUAUUGCUAAAUAAUAUAUAGUGUUUACUUAGAUUGUAUAUUGGUGUUGUAUCAGUCAAGUUCUUGUCUAGUUAAGCGAAAUGGAAAACAAUUUGUGCAAUAUAUGUGGCUGUUUUUGUUUUUUUAUGUGGUCCUCUUUAGUUUGGGUGAGAAUUUGCGUAUUGAAUAGUGUUUCAUAUGUUCUAUUGAAUCAUGUUAUGAGUUCUACACUGUCAUAUGUUCUAUUAAAUAUUUUUGUUUCUCCAAAUAACCAUGGUUGAUUUAUGUAGAUGAUACCAUUAGUUUCAUAGUUUUCUCGACUUUCUGUCUUCAUCAUGAAGAAUCAUUGAAAUAUGGGGAGACAUCUUUGGAGAAUUUGGUUUCAAGUUUUUGCUAUUACUUAAGCAAAAUAGUUUGCUAUUAUCAUUCUUUCGUAUUGAUCAGAUUUGAGAAUGGAUCGCUUCUUGUUUGUGUUAAAACGUUCCUUCAAGGCAAUAGGCAUCUUUUUAGCAAUUAUGUAGUUCUUUUUUGCAAUGACUCUAUCCAUCUAAUAAUUUACUUAAAACCCCUAGUUUAGAUCAGUUUUGGUACUAGGAAAUACAUGUGUUUUCUUCAAUAUGGACCCGAUGGUACUAAAUUCACAAUAUUUACUCCGAAGUGUUCGAUAGGCGAAAUUAUUCAGUGCUCUCCAUGAUAAGACUAAAGCAAGAUAGGAUAUUAGAUUUGAGUAAUGGCAGCAAUUUCAAAAUUGUAUGCAUUAUUAUGUUUCUCUAUUGAUGAUGAUGGUUCCUGUGGAGUAAUUCUUAUUUUUCAG
Camellia sinensis is the source of this 3692-nucleotide messenger RNA. Lineage: Eukaryota; Viridiplantae; Streptophyta; Magnoliopsida; Ericales; Theaceae. The record is from RefSeq and is a predicted model, not a curated record.